ACUCCAAAGUAAAAUGAGCAUAACUUUAUACUCCCCUAUCGGAUUAAGGUAAAACUAGUUGCGUUGGAAAGAAGACUCAAAGCCCUUUCAUUUGGUAUAUGGUAGGCCCUCUAAAUCUUUAUUUACAAUAAGUUAUUGUCAAUGAAAAUUGAUCCAAGUUUAGACAUUCACCAAAACUUAAUCGAUAGAAGAGUUUUCAACUCGUCUUUGAGUUAGGGGAUUUUUUUGUGACCUCGAUUCAUAUUCAAAAGUAUUCACACACUAUAGGAUUGAUCAUCAUACAUAUAUUAACAAAUAAUCAUUGUGUUCGGGUCUAUACGCGUAGAAAAAGAUGGUUCAAACUUUAGCCGAAAGUGCAGGCUGUUACAGGUAACUUGCGCAAUGCUCUCAAGUUAGUCUUCCUUGAUCAACAUAUUAGUAAUCACCUGUGAGUCUACCUCAAUGUGAAUACUUGUAUAACCCUACUGCACACACAAGUUAAUCCCAAAAGUUUGCCGCCAACAGUUCAGCGUGGUUAUUGCUGAAGCAUUCAGCAGGAACUGAGAAAGCCAUCGCGAAAUCACCCUGCUCAUUUCUUACUAUGCCACCAAUGCCUCCUUUACCAGUGUUAUCCAUGUAGCUCCUGUCAGUGUUUACCUUAAAUCUUGUCGUUUUCAGGAGCUUUCCAUGUAACUAGAAGACAUCUCACCAUUGGGUUGAGCCUUUCUAUCUUAUCACAAGAGUUAAUCCAAGUACCAUCAAUCACUACACUAGGAAAAGAAUCACCCACAACAGCUUAGAUAUUCCCAAUAAUUUGUUUGACCAUUUGAUAUUGUGAAGCUUUCCUCUUAUCACCAUACCUGCAUCCAGCCCAACAUUACCAAAUUUCAGCUCAGUGAUUUUUAAUUUUUUUGUAAGCCUUUGAUAUUGAUUUCUCUUGCUUGUGUGACUCUUGGUUAUUUUGAAUCUUCAAGUACUCUUCAAUUUGAAAGGUAUUUCCAUAUGUAGCACCAUUAGCCUUUGAUCCAACUUGUCCUUCCAACAAUAGUUGCCUGAAUCAUCUUAUAGCAUACUAACUGCUUCCAAAAUUUGUUUUUUUUGAAAAGUGUUUUUUGUCAUUAUUACUUUCCAGCAAAAUACUUUUGAAUAGUGGCAAUUUUGGUUUGACUAAUCAAUUUGAAAAGUAAAUUUGUCAAUAUUAGAUCUGAAAAACAGCUUAUGCUACUACUGAUUUACUUUGAAAAACAGCUUUUGAAAAGCAGCCUCGCUUAAUCUGCGCUUUAUUUUGCUUUUUAUAACACUGAUUUAGACUGAAAAUCAGUUUCUGCUACUAUUCAAAAGUACCGUUAAUUAUCCUAAAAGCAGUCUAUAUAAAUUGAAAAUUACCUUUUGCUACUACUCAAAAAGUAUUUCCAAAAAAGCAGCCUAUAAUCAGCUUCUGCUACUCUUCAAAAGUACUUAUAUUUUCUCUAAAAACAGUCUAUAUUUAGCUGAAAAACAGCGUCUGCUGCUACUCAAAAGUUAUGUUGCUCAGACUUUUCAAAAUGUUGCAACACUUAUGUUGGAUCCUCCAAAAAUGAACUACUUUUGGAGUUUCUGUCACUCACCCGUCUGACAUUUCGAAAAGUCCUUGGAACAUAGUUCAAAAGUACUCUGUUUUCCCUAAAAGCAGAAAACUAUAAAACUGAAAAUCAGCUUUUGCUACUUCGCCAAAAUGCUUAUUUCUUCCACAAACGUGCGGCCAAACAUCUUUCGCUAAAACAGUUUUCUUUGAAAAUAGGCAGUGUUGACAUUUCAGAAGCUUCGGCCAAACAAGCUAUAAGACUUAUUUCCAUCUCCAUUUCUUCAUAUAUAUCAUGACAUAUUUGACCAUCUGCUUGUGAUCUGCAGGCAGCAAGAUCUGUAAUCAUCAAGAACAUGUUGGAUUCAGAUGAGUGCAAAGCUCCCUCAGAUCACACAAUAGUAUCAUUGCCGGAACUGAGCUACGAGGAGCUGGAUUCUCUACUGGAGUUUCUUUAUACCGGAGAAUUGCCUAAAGAAAAACUGGCCAAACAUGUCUAUGCAUUGUCUCUUGCAGCAGACAAGUAUGAAAUCCCAUUCUUGCUGACAUACUGUGAGUGCGAAACAUUGAGAUCCUUGAACACGGCAACUGCUCUUGAUAAUUUAGAGAUGCCAGAGACUCAUCCGAACCCGCAUAUAAAGCUAAAGGAGAUAGCCAUGAGUUUCAUCAUUGAACAUAUUAAAGACAUUGUCAAUACUCCUAGGUUUGAUGCACUUGCAGCUAAGUAUCCUCAUCUUGCUCUACAGAUUAUGAAGGAUACCUUCGCUGCGCCGAAUAAGAAAAGGAAACUCAGAAUUGGAGUUGGACGGAAAAGGAAACUCAGAUUUGGAGUUCGACCUCAUGUAUGAUAGGUGUGCAUUAUUUAUAUAAGAUCUAACUUAUAUACACUGGUAGGAAUGUUUUUGCGUUCAGUGUCAAUAUAAUUUAGACUACAGGUUACAUGUCUUAGACUUAUUUUUGGCAGUUAUUAUGUUUGCCUUUUUAGAUGGCCUAAUAGAAAUUUAACUCAUGGUCA
Messenger RNA from Capsicum annuum, 2555 nucleotides. RefSeq names its product BTB/POZ domain-containing protein At3g56230-like. The transcript has a single exon. Gene Ontology annotation, molecular function: protein binding. Lineage: Eukaryota; Viridiplantae; Streptophyta; Magnoliopsida; Solanales; Solanaceae. Bases 1897 to 2388 code for a protein of 163 amino acids. The record is from RefSeq and is a predicted model, not a curated record.